Gregarina niphandrodes is the source of this 1227-nucleotide messenger RNA. RefSeq names its product putative TLD domain protein. Bases 1 to 1227 code for a protein of 408 amino acids. The transcript has 2 exons. The record is from RefSeq and is a predicted model, not a curated record. NCBI's taxonomy places the organism in Eukaryota, Apicomplexa, Conoidasida, Eugregarinorida, Gregarinidae.
AUGGGGCAGGCCUUGUGCGGGAGAGAUGAGGCCGUGGAUACCUGCAGGUCCAGUGGGGCCCUGGCUCAAGUACCAUUGAGCACCACAACCACCAACGCCACCGCGACUGCCACCCCGAGUCGUCCGACAGCGGCCCCGAGCGGCGCCUCUACAGUAACCGUCACUUUAGAGAGCGGCAAGACGGUGGCACUGAACGGUCUGGACACUAUGCUGGCACUGCGCCAGAACGCCGCGAACACACAGGAGCUGAUGCAGGCAGUCCGGACCAUCUACGACGACCAGGACACACAUGUGUUCGCCAACGCUGGUGAUUGGAGUUUCCUGCCGGAUGACCUGGACGCAGUCUGCAAAUUAUUGGCCAACCUCAACGGCUUCAACCUCGACAGCCAAGUCAAAAAUCGUGCUUUCCCUAAGACCCCUACCCACCGUGCUGACGAACCUCCCGCCAGCCAAGUGGUCUCCGACAACCAGUUCUUCCUUAUCUGCAAAGGCAGCCACGCUGCCAAUGCCUGUACUCUCGAAGCGCCCCAACUGCUCUUCUCCCUCCACCAACAAGGCGAAUCCUGGGGCCGCUUCAUCACAUGCGUCGCCGACUACCCAGGGCCCUGCUUCCUCCUCAUCACGCUGAAGAACGAACAACGAGUUAUUGGCGCCUUCGUCAAAAACGGACUUGUGGAAAACGGCUCCAAAUACUUCGGCACUGCCGAGUCCUACCUGUUCGGCAUAGACACCGCUAAGGGCCCCGGCAACCAGGAAGCGCUCAUCAUUCGCAAACCCACGAACUAUGAAUCCAACUUCGUCAUGCUCAACCGCUCCUCUCAGUACAUGCCCAAGGGCCUCGGAUUCGGCGGCGACGAAAAGGACUUCCGUAUUCUCGUGCACGCCGACCUCUGCACCGUCUCCACCACCAUCGCCUGCAGGACCUACGAAAGCGGCUCGCUUUUCGGCUCCGCGGACACCAACUAUACCCGGGAAGCGAAAAUCGACAAUCUCGAAGUCUGGGGCUUCGGAGGCGCUGCAGCGCGCCAAGAACAGGCAUACAAACAGAAUCUCCAAGAAGACCUCAAGGCAGAGAGGCGGAAAGUCGAUGUCGCUCGCAUGAUGGGCGAUGAUACGGCCGGCAUGUUCAAGAAGGUCAAUCCGAACAUGGGAGACCGAGCUGGAGAAGUCGAAGCUAUCGUUGCGGAGUACAAGGAGGGCAAGAAGAAGGCCCCGGGUGCCAGUUGA